AUGUCAACAAACGCCAGAGACAUUCCCGCCAUAAAGAAAGCUGAACCUGGAACGCCACUUCCACCAAAUUACAGUACAACGCCUUUAGGGACAAUUUAUUCUAGCACACCUGGAGGAUCGAAAAUUAUGUAUGAUCGUACCACAUUACUUAAUCUUGCUAAUUCUCCAUUGGCAAAAACUCCACCAUCUAACCUGGCUUAUGUUCCUGGAGUAACAAAAGUUCCCUAUCAUGUGAACAAUGAUAACUCAUCAAAACCCGAUCAUAAUAACAAUAAUACGGCAAUUCAGGUAGAAGGACAUUUAGCUCCUCCAAAAGUUCAUCCCUUUCCUGGACUCCAGCAACAAGGUGGUAAUGAUAAUAAACACAAUGACACGGCUGAUGGUGAAAGUGGUGAUGAAGAUGUUCAUGAUAACAAAGAACAUCAAGAUCAUGGUGUAUUUGAUAUGGAUAUGGAGUAA
Funneliformis geosporum is the source of this 459-nucleotide messenger RNA. NCBI's taxonomy places the organism in Eukaryota, Fungi, Glomeromycota, Glomeromycetes, Glomerales, Glomeraceae. The record is from the annotation of a GenBank genome assembly.